UGGGUGGGGCGUUCAAGGUGUGUCCGGAUUAUUGACACGCCGCCAGCUGCGGGUGCGCGCAAAAGGUGUUUAUGGACUAGGAGAAGCAGCAGGAUUGUUUCCCUCUUCUGCAUUCAACUUUCGAUCAUUAUCUGGACGACUGUUUUUCCUUUAGCGUGGCGGAAGGCUGCCCUGUAGCGUCGCUUUAAGUGGGCAAAGUGCACUUGCCUUAACAAAAGAUGGCGAAUGCUAUCAUUUUCAUCGCGAGUGUGACGCUGAUCCUCGCCGGAGUUGAGUCGUGCUUUGUCCCCAGCUUGCUUUACGUCCCGGUGCCUCAAACUAUCCCGACCGGGCGCGAGAUAACGAGAGUCAAUGUGGCGGACUGUGCUAGCGUUUCUUCCAACGACCGCACGUUUGCGGUUUGGUCCAACGGCUCGGUGACGGCCAUGGCUCCCGUCACUGUUCCGUCCAAAGGCCGGACUUUUUCCGUCCUGGUUCAGGACUUGAAUGGACCCCAGCUGCGAAUGGAAGUCAUUCUUAUCGCCAGUCCCAUGUUGAACAGACAGCCCACUGAUGUGUUGAAACGCUCCAAAAGACGCUGGAGCCCUCCGCCCUUCCACAUCUUGGAGAACCAGUCGGGUCCAAAGGAUAUUGAUCGGCUGGUGUCCGACACUGAAGCAAAGUUUGCGGUGCGCUACACCCUUACUGGCCCUGGUUUCGACAAGAGCCCUGUAGGGUAUUUCGACUUUGACGAAGUCAGUGGAAUGUUGACGCUGCUGAAGGCGGUUGAUCGAGAGGAGUACCCGCAAUUUACUUUGACAGCCAAAGUUUUCGACAAAGAAACCGGAGCGCAGACAGAUUUGCCUCUACCUAUCACUGUCUAUGUAGAUGACGUGAACGACAACGCGCCACAGUUUCAAGGCACAAUGCAGUUUACCGUACUUGAGCAGAGCAUAGCAGGCACAAAUCUUGGCAAGGUGAAUGCUACCGACAGAGACCAAGAAGGCACCGACCAUGUGAAGAUCCGCUAUUCCCUUUUGAACGAAUUAGACAAAUUUGCCAUCAACGCUGAGACAGGUCACAUCACAAUACGUACUAAUGCAUUGGAUAGGGAGACCAAAGACAAGUAUAGCGUGACAGUGCAGAUUAAAGAUCGGGACGGAAAAGACACCGGUUUGAUCACGACAGGUGUGGCGACCAUCCUUGUUGGUGACAUCAACGACAACCCGCCAACCUUCACAAAGUCAUCGUUUCAAGCCACAGCAAAGGAGAAUGAAAUUGACAAACUUCUACUCCGACUUCCUGUUGAAGAUAAAGAUUUGAAAGACACACAAAACUGGAAGUCAAAAUUUGUGAUCACAAAGGGAAAUGAAGGUGGCAAUUUCCGUAUGGCUACAGACCCCAAAACAAAUGAGGGGCUUUUGUAUGUCUCUAAGCCAUUAGAUUAUGAGACGACCAAAACUGUGAGGCUCGACAUCAUGGCCUGCAACGAAGCCGACCUGAUCGGCACCACGGCCCGAUGGAAUUCUGUGCCUGUGGACUUGACUGUCACCGACGACGAUGAAGGCCCAGAAUUCACGGCGCCUACCGUCCGCUUCAUCGUAAAAGAGAACACACCAAACGGCACACUCAUUGGAACUUACAAAGCCGUAGAUCCGGAAACCAAGAGCAGCAACGGCAUCAAGUAUUUCAAGGUUACAGAACCUGCCGGCUGGAUCAAUGUGGAUAGGAACAAUGGAGAGCUGACGGUUGCAAACACCAUCGACAGAGAGUCUUCCUUUGUCAAGGAUGGAAUUUACAACAUCAGCAUGAAAGCCGUUGAUGCAAGUUCUAAGACUGGCACAGGCAUGGUAAUCAUCCAAGUGGAGGAUGUGAAUGACAACGUGCCAACAGUGCCCACUAGUGAAAUGGUGCUGUGUGAAAAAGAAGGAGAUCUUGGCUCAGUGGUGGUUGGGGCUAAAGACUCGGACCAAUCUCCAUUUUCGGCACCCUUUUCUUUUGGUCUGCCUGCUGACAAUGAUGGGAAAUGGUCUGUGACCAGAUUUAAUGACACUGCAGCUACGUUGCAGCAGCUCAAAUCACUUCCUAUGAAGGUCCACAAAGUUCCAGUGGUAAUCAAAGACCUGCAGGGCAACGGACAAACCCAGGUAGUGAAUGUAAGGAUCUGCCAGUGCAGGAAUGGCGCCUGCUUGACCAAGCCGUGGUCAGCCUCACUCGGCCCGCUCGGUUGGCUGACUUUGUUGCUGCCUCUGUUGCUGCUACUGCUGCUAGUGUUGCUGCUCACCUUUUUCUGUAAGACAAGGGCGGAAAACAUUCAGCUGGAGGAUACAGCUGAUGGUGGUGGAAUCCUGAUCAAAUCAAACACGGAAGCACCAGGGGAAGAAGUGGAUUCAAGUCUCAUCAAGGUCCCCAUCUCGAGCGCUGACGAUUGGGCGAUAAAGAGCACCAGCACAAUUGGACGCCAAGACGAUGGCAUGUACAAGGGCUUCGUUUCCACUGAAAUGAAAGACGUCUACUCCAGGCAAUACGACAGCCAGUAUGGUACUCAGCAGCUCAACUACGACGCAAACUUUCUCAGCACCUGGCAAACAAAUGGACACUAUUUGCACCAGAAACUCGGCUAUUUUGCAGGGGAGGAGGACGGUCGAUAUGCGGACGACAUCGUCCACCAAUACGGCUAUGAGGGAGUGGGCUCGCCGGCCGGCUCGGUGGGCUGCUGCAGCGACGAUGGCGACAACGAAAACCUAGACUUCCUAAACACACUCGGACCAAAGUUCAAACCCCUCGCAGGCAUCUGCAAAAAGACAUGAACAAUAUGACGGAAAUUAAGUGUUUUGCUUUUUUUUUUUCGGUGCACAGGAUGCAAUAGGGGUCAUUGGGGUGCCAGGCUCCCCCCCUCUCAUGCCACCUGAACAUGAAUGAAAGGAUCGAGAGAGUUGCGUGUUUCCCUGCUGCUUUUUCCUUAGUCCCAAGCACUGAUAACCUUCUCGACACUGUCAACUGUACAUAAUAUUUACGCUUGGUUUUGCUGGUUGCUACUAUUUUAUAUGGUAUUUUGGGUUUUACUAAUUCCAUGUGUUUAUGGUAAACUACUUCGGCUGUGCAAAGUGUAAUUUGCUAUUUUUUAAAAUGUUUCCCUCAAUUUUAAGAGUUUUGAUAUUUUUCUAUUAUUAAUAAUUAUGAAUUAAGAUUAAUGUAGAGUUUUCUUAGGCUGGAUUCAGAAUUGUUUGGUUCACUGGUCCAGACCAAAAAUAAAAAUAUACUUUGUGCGCAAUUUGAUGAAGUUUGCUUAACGUUUCACAUUCAUCAUAGAACAUGGACAACUUUCGUGACAGAUAUAAAACAAUCCACGCACUAAAUGCCGUCUGCUCAGUUAAAUACAUUGUAGCUUUUAUAUUUUGCUAUAUUUAGCAGGUUAGGGCAGCACGGUGGGACAGGGGCUAGUGCAUCUGCCUCACAAUACGAAGGUCCUGAGCAGUCCUGGGUUCAAUCCCGGGCUCGGGAUCUUUCUUUGUGGAGUGUGCACGUUCUCCCUGUGACUACGUGGGUUCCCUCCAGGUACUCCGACUUCCUCCCACUUCCAAAGACAUGCACCUGGGGAUAGGUUGAUUGGCAACACUAAAUUGGCCCUAGUGUGUGAAUGUGAGUGUGGAUGUUGUCUAUCUGUGUUGGCUAUGCGAUAAGGUGGCGACUUGUCCAGGGUGUACCCCGCCUACCGCCCGAAUGCAGCUGAGAUAGGCUCCAGCGACCCCAAAAGGGACAAGCGGUAGAAAAUGGAUAAAUGGAUAGCAGAUUUGAUUUCCACAAAAGCAACCUGAGCGCAAAGGUUUGGACACACCUUCUCAUUCAAUGCAUUUUCUUUAUUUUAAUGGCUAUUUACAUUGUAGAUUGUCACUGAAGGCAUCACAACUAUGAAUGAACACGUGGAGUUAUGUACUUAACAAAAAAAGGUGAAAUAACUGAAAACAUGUUUGAUAUGCUCUGAUUACUGCUUUGCACCCUCUUACACCUGUGAAGUGAAAACCAUUUCAGGUGGCUAUCUCUUGAAGCUCAUCGAGAGAAUGCCAAGCGUGUGCAAAAAAAAAAGUAAUUAGAGCAAAGGGUGGCUAUUUUGAAGAAACUAUAAUAUCAAACAUGUUUUCAAUUAUUUCACCUUUUUUUGUUAUCACAUAACUCCAAAUGUUUUCAUUCCUAGUUUUGAUGCCUUCAGUGACAAUCUACAAUGUAAAUAGUCAUGAAAAUAAAGAAAACGCAUUGAAUGAGGAGAAGGUGUGUCCAAACUUUUGGAUAUGAAAGAGGCCUGGGUCGGAUAUGAAGCCUUCACUGACAUGAAAAAAUCCGAUACAGGUCGGAUAUAGGCAAACUAAUCGGAAUUUACCUGCAUUGCGAACUAGGCCUAAAGUUCCCUUGCAAUUGAUCUCGAUCUGCUUGUUCGAUGCACAACUCGUUUGAAGUGAACCAAAAAUGACAAGCGUGAACGCACCCUUAAAGACGUUUGAGAGGAAAAUGCUUAAUGGAUUGCUUGUUUCUGCAACCCUACGAGAUUUGUGGUGUAUUCCGGUGACGGUCACCGUUAAUGAAUGUUAAAAGAGGGUGUGGUUGCGACAGUCGUCAGCAGUUAUUGCAACAUUCUGCUUAACGUGUGAAAGUCAGCACAAAGGCGAGUGAGGCACGACUCGCACAGGCCUGACAAGAAAACAGAAGUGGUUUAACAGAGGACUCACAGAAAACCUUGCAUUUCCAUACAGGUUUCUACUUUUCCUUGAACGUUCUCAUCUAAUGAUGAAUGUACACAGGUAUAAGUGGCUUAACUUAUUGAACAUUUGAUUUCAGCAGUCUGAAUGUCGUUGGGGGAUUCUCCUCGCAGCUGUAAAACUAAUAAUAAAAUGCUCUCGUGUA
Nerophis ophidion (straightnose pipefish) is the source of this 4878-nucleotide messenger RNA. RefSeq names its product desmocollin 2 like (gene dsc2l). Gene Ontology annotation, cellular component: postsynaptic specialization membrane; presynaptic active zone membrane; intercalated disc. Gene Ontology annotation, biological process: blood vessel morphogenesis; cell-cell junction assembly; adherens junction organization. The record is from RefSeq and is a predicted model, not a curated record. NCBI's taxonomy places the organism in Eukaryota, Metazoa, Chordata, Actinopteri, Syngnathiformes, Syngnathidae. Gene Ontology annotation, molecular function: calcium ion binding; cadherin binding. The transcript is spliced from 16 exons. The coding region runs from base 219 to 2789 and encodes 856 amino acids.